AUGGACGAGGUCGAGAAGGAGGUCGAGAGGUUCCGCUUCACCAAGACCAAGCCUGUCUACGAAAAAAGACGAGACCUGUUUGUCCACAUCCCCAGCUUCUGGUACAUUGUUCUGGCAGAGCACGAGGACUUCCAGGAGUACGUCCAGACGGACGACAUGAAGUAUCUGGAGUUUAUCAAGGAGAUCUAUGUCGAGUACCUUCUAGACGACGACCCUAUGAAAUUUAGCAUCACGUUUGGAUUCGAGGCUCCCGAGGGCAAGAUCGAGACGCAGACGGUCACGAAACGGUUUGAGAAAAUCCACGACGUCGAGACGGGCGAGGAGAAGCUGGUUUCGGAGGCCGUGGACAUCAAAUGGCCAGCAGAGCUCGCCAGCGUCAACCCGCACCUGAUCAGGGCCAAGGGAGAAAUGACGCCCGCCGACAAGAAGAAGUACCACACGGCGAGGACCUCGCAUUGCUGA
Messenger RNA from Ogataea angusta, 462 nucleotides. RefSeq lists its product as uncharacterized. The transcript is spliced from 2 exons. Bases 1 to 462 code for a protein of 153 amino acids. Gene Ontology annotation, molecular function: chromatin binding; histone binding. NCBI's taxonomy places the organism in Eukaryota, Fungi, Ascomycota, Pichiomycetes, Pichiales, Pichiaceae. Gene Ontology annotation, biological process: nucleosome assembly. Gene Ontology annotation, cellular component: nucleus; chromatin. The record is from RefSeq and is a predicted model, not a curated record.